CUUCUCAUUUCCCUGCGAUGGUUAUCCGGGCAGCAGGGCUGGAGAGACCGCCAGGGAGCAUAGUCGCCAGUCCAGCACCGAGACUCGCCUGGCCAAAGACUGCGCCGCACACUUGCCAGGAUUGCCAAACAUUCCUGAAAAAUAUACCUGCUAUUUAUGGCAUGUGGCUUGUAACUUUACUCCUGCUGUACUCUCUCCGGGAAGUACACAGUGAGGAUGUGGGCUCUACCAGUCUGUACUUUGUGAACGCAUCCCUGCAGAGGCUGACCUACUCCAGCUCGGUGGGGGUGUCUCUGCCCUGCCCGGCGGGCGGCACCCCCACCGCCAUCCUGCGCUGGUACCUGGCCACCGGCGAUGACAUCUACGACGUGCCCCACAUCCGCCACGUCCAUGCCAACGGCACCCUCCAACUCUACCCCUUCUCACCCUCCGCCUUCAACUCAUACAUCCACGACAACGACUACUUCUGCACCGCAGAAAACCAGGCUGGCAAGAUCCGAAGCCCCAAUAUCAGAGUCAAAGCUGUGUUCAGGGAGCCGUAUACGGUGCGUGUUGCAGACCAACGCUCCAUGCGGGGAAACGUGGCCGUGUUCAAGUGCCUCAUUCCCACCGCCGUGCAGGAGUACGUCAGCGUGGUGUCCUGGGAGAGAGACACUGUCUCCAUCGUCCCAGGUAACAGGUUCUUCCUGACGUCCUUUGGUGCUCUGUACAUCUCAGAUGUCCAGAAGGAGGAUGCCCUCUCCACCUACCGCUGCAUCACCAAGCACAAAUACAGCGGAGAGACACGUCAGAGCAAUGGAGCCAGGCUGUCUGUCAUGGACCCCACCGAAUCGUCUCCCUCUAUCCUGGACAGUUUCCAGGCGGGGGAAGUCCCGGCUGGUCAGAGUGUGGAGCUCCCCUGCAUGGCAGCAGGGUACCCCAGCCCCACGGUGCGCUGGCUAAAGGACGGGCGCCCGCUGCCCUCCGAUGCACGCUGGACACGGCGCCUCACGGGUCUGACCAUCAGUGACCUCAGGCAGGAGGACAGCGGUAGCUACGCCUGUGAGGUCACCAACAGCUUCGGCUCGAAGGAGGUGUCCGGAGCACUCUACGUCAUAGACCCCCUGCGAGUGACCCUCUCCCCUAAGAGUCUGAAGACGGGCAUCAGCAGUACCCUGUUCUUUACCUGUGCUGUGGAGGGUUCGCCAGAGUACACAGUGGCUUGGUACAGGAACACAGAACCUAUAGUCCCAGACCAGCACAUCUCUAUACAGGGCUCCCACAACGACACCCUGCAGAUCACAGCCGCUCAGAAGAGCCACUCUGGGGCCUACCAGUGCUUUGCCUCCCGCAAGGGCCACACCGCCCAGGACUUCUCUAUCAUACUGCUGGAGGACGGCACUCCUCGCAUCGUGUCUUCCUUCAGUGAGCGCGUGGUCGCCCCCGGUGAGCCCUUCUCCCUGAUGUGUGCCUCCAAGGGAGCCCCACCCCCCUCCAUCACCUGGACACUGGACGACGAGCCUGUGGUGCGAGACUCCGCCUACAAGACCAGCCAGUACACCCUAUCAGACGGCCUGACCGUGUCACAUGUCAACGUCAGCAGCCCGGCCAUCCGUGACGGGGGAGUGUAUCGCUGCGCCGCACGCAACUCGGCCGGUAGCGCCGAGUACCAAGCGCGCAUAAACGUAAGAGGUUCUCCUAGGAUCAGGGAGAUGCGUGACAUCACGGCUGUGGCAGGAAGGAACACAUUUAUAACCUGUCGUGUGAUUGGUUACCCCUACUACUCUAUCAAGUGGUUUAAGGACGGCAUGUUGCUGCCUGACAACCAUCGCCAGGUGGUGUAUGAGAAUGGAACCCUGAGGCUGAGUGAUGUGCAGAAGGGCAUGGACGAGGGUACCUACCUGUGUAGUGUGCUCAUCCAGCCACAGACCUCCAUCGACCAGACUGUCCACGUCACUGUCAAAGUGCCACCCCUGAUCCAGCCCUUUGAUAUCCCCUCCACGUCGGUGGGAAAGCUGAUGUACAUCGCCUGCGUGGUGUCGUCAGGUGACAUGCCCAUCCGCAUCACCUGGCACAAAGACGGGCAACUCAUCGUGCCUGGUUCCGCCUCUGGUGUUGGCAUAGAGACCAAGGAAUUCAUGAGCUCCUUGCAGAUCUCCAAGGUGACACUGAAGCACAACGGCAACUACACCUGCAUCGCUAGCAACGCGGCGGCAACCGUCAGCUGGGAAAGACAGCUGGUCGUCACCGUUCCCCCUCGCUUCGUGGUCCAGCCCAACAACCAGGAUGGGAUCUAUGGGAAGGCAGGGGUACUAAACUGUUCUGUGGAGGGAUACCCCCCUCCCAAAGUCAUGUGGAAACACGCCAAAGGUAUAGGGAACCCCCAGCAGUACCACCCUGUGCCUCUGACUGGUCGGAUCCAGAUCAUGUUCAACGGCUCCCUGCUGAUUCGGCACGUCCUAGAGGACGACCGGGGAUACUACCUCUGUCAGGCCUCCAAUGGAGUGGGCUCUGACAUCAGCAAGAGCAUGGUCCUCACCGUCAAGAUUCCAGCCAUGAUCACGUCGCACCCCAACACCACCAUGGCCAUCAAGGGCCAGAUGAAGGAGCUGAACUGCACAGCGCGGGGCGAGCAGCCCAUCAUCAUCCGCUGGGAGAGGGGCGACACUGUCAUCGAUGCCGAGAGGAACCCCCGCUACUCCAUCACCAUCAACAAGAAGGGGGACGAGGUCAUCUCCACACUCAAGCUGAAGCCAGCGGAGCGCGGGGACUCAGUCUUCUUCUCCUGCCACGCCAUCAACUCAUACGGAGAGGGGCGAGGACUCAUCCAGCUUACCGUGCAAGAGCCUCCUGACCCUCCUGAGUUGGAGGUGAGAGAGGUGAAGGACCGCAGUAUGAACCUGCGCUGGAUCCAGAGGUUCGAUGGCAACAGCAUCAUCACCAGCUACGACAUCGAGUAUAAGAACAAGUCUGAUACUUGGGAUCACAAGUACACCACCAGGAACAUCUCCCCCACUAACAACCAGGCUAACAUCGUGGAGCUGCACCCUGCCUGCGUCUACAGCAUCCGCAUGUACUCCUUCAACAAGAUCGGACGCAGCCAGCCUAGCAAGGAGCUCACCAUCAGCACUGAGGAAGCACAACCUGAUGGGCCCCCUAUGGAAGUGAUCCUCCAACCAAUGACCUCUCAGAGCAUACGGGUCACAUGGAGGGCCCCCAGAAAGGAGCUUCAGAACGGGUUGAUCCGGGGGUACCAGAUCGGUUACCGUGAGAACGGGCCUGGCAGUAACGGCCAAUACAGCAUUGUGGAGAUGAAGGCCACAGGGGACAGUGAGGUGUACACCCUGGACAACCUUAAGAAGUUUGCCCAGUAUGGCGUGGUGGUCCAGGCCUUCAACAGGGCUGGCACUGGUCCCUCUAGCACUGAGAUCAACGCUACCACACUGGAGGAUGUGCCCAGCCAGCCGCCCCAGAACGUGCGGGCUAUCUCGGUGACCUCAGACGAGGCGGUGAUCACGUGGGCGGAGCCACCGCGUCUGACACUGCAUGGCGUGUUGAAGGGCUACCGCGUGGUGUUCUGGUCCCUCUUCCCUGACGGAGGUGGGUGCUGUGGGGGCCAGGCACAGGGGCCGAUGCAGAAAUGGGGAGAGAUGCAAAACAUCACUACAACUCGUGAGCAGGUGGAGCUGAGAGGGCUGGAGAAGUUUACUAACUACAGUGUCCAGGUGCUGGCCUACACACAGGCUGGGGACGGGGUCAGGAGCAAUGUCCUGUACAUCCAAACCCGCGAGGACCUCCCAGGUCCUCCAGCUGGUAUCAAAGCCGUGCCCUCAUCUCCCAACAGUGUGGUCGUGUCCUGGCUACCCCCCCUUAAACCCAAUGGUGUCAUCCGCAAGUACACCAUCUACUGCUCCAGCCCAGGCUCCGGACAGCCGCAAGCCUGGGUAGAGGCUGAGAUAGGGAGGGAGAGAGAAAGAGAGAAAAAGGCUCCCAGUGAGUAUGAGGCCAACCCAGAGAUGUUGUUCUACAGGAUCACCCAUCUGACCCGCGGUAAACAGUACCUCAUCUGGGCCUCCGCCGUGACAACUGCUGGCCGCGGCAACAUCAGUGAAAAGGUCACCGUGGAGCCUGCUGGGAAAGCCCCAGCUAAGAUCCUGUCUUUCGGGGGCACAGUGACUACUCCCUGGGUGAAGGAGGUCCGUCUGCCCUGCAGCUCAGUGGGAGAACCCACCCCCACCAUCAAAUGGACCAAAGACAGUGAGGACUCGACUAUCCCUGUGACUGUGGACGGGCAGCGUCAGAUCCUGUCCAACGGUACUCUGGUGUUACGUUCCGUCAAAGCUGAGGAUUCUGGGUACUACACGUGCACGGCCACCAACACCCUGGGCUUUGACACCAUCAUAGUAAACCUACUGGUGCAAGUUCCUCCAGACCAGCCCCGUCUGACCGUCUCCACCACCUCCACCUCUUCCAUCACCCUGGCCUGGAUCCCUGGGGACAACGGAGGCAGCUCCAUCAGAGGUUUCGUCCUGCAGUACUCAGUGGACAACACAGAGGAGUGGAGGGAUGUGUUCAUUAGUUCCAGUGAGCGUUCCUUCAGGCUGGACAACCUGCGCUGUGGGACCUGGUACAAGGUCAAACUGGCAGCCAAGAACAGUGUGGGCUCAGGACGCAUCUCUGAGAUCAUCGAGGCUAAGACCCACGGACGAGAGCCCGUGUUCAACAAAGAGCAGCCCCUGCUCACCCACAUCAACUCCACCCACGCGGGGCUCAACCUGCAGGGCUGGACCAGCGGCGGCUGCCCCAUCACCGCUCUGCUGCUGGACUUCCGGCCCAAGGGCACGUGGGCCUGGCAGAGCCUGAAGGCCAACGCCACGGCCCAGCUAUUCCUCAGCGAGCUGCGGGAGGCCACCUGGUACGAGCUGAAGAUGAAGGCCUGUAAUAGCGCCGGCUGUGGGAACCAAAGCUCCCAGUUUGCCACCACAGACUAUGACGGCAGUACCAUCCCUCCUAUAAGCUCUGCCCAUGAGGACAGAGAUGAUGUGAAGAAGCUGUUCUCCAUCGGUUCUCCUGUCAUCCUGGUCACCCUGGGCGUCGCCCUGCUCUUCAUCAUCCGCAAGAAACGCAAGGAGAAGAGACUCAAACGACUCAGAGAUGCUAAGAGCCUUGCAGAGAUGCUUAUCAGUAAGAACAACCGCAGCAUGGACACCCCAGUGAAGGGUCCUCCCCAGGGCCCUCGGCUCCACAUUGACAUCCCUCGUGUCCAGCUGCUCAUCGAGGACAAGGAGGGCAUCAAGCAGAUAGGUGAGGACAAGGCAGUGGCCCCAGUGACGGACACAGAGUUCAGCCAAUCAGUGAAUCCACAGAGCUUCUGCACGGGUGUGUCUCUGCACCAUCCUGCCCUCAUCCAGAACACAGGGCCCUUGAUUGACAUGUCAGACAUCCGCCCUGGAACCAAUCCAGUGUCGAGGAAGUGUGUGAAGUCAGCCCACAGCUCCAGAAACCGCUACUCCAGCCAGUGGACCCUGAGCAGGCCGGGCCAGAGCCAAUCAACAGCCUCCGCAAGGACUCUGACCUCUGACUGGCGCACCAUGGGCUCCCACGGCAUCACCGCUACCGAGAGUGACAGCUACAGCGCCAGCCUGUCCCAGGAUACUGACAAGGGUCGUAACAGCAUGGUGUCCACAGAGAGUGCGUCGUCUACGUAUGAGGAGCUGGCGCGGGCCUACGAACAUGCCAAACUGGAGGAGCACCUGCAGCAUGCCAAGUUCACCAUCACAGAGUGCUUCAUCUCCGACAGCUCCUCUGACCAGAUGACCACAGGCACCAACGACCCGGCCGACAGCAUGACAUCACUCAGCACCCCAUCCGAGACAGGCCUGUGUCGCUUCACCGCCUCGCCACCCAAACCCCAGGACUACGACCGCGGCAGACCUACCAACGUUGCCGUGCCCAUCCCCCACCGUGCCAACAAGAGUGAAUUCUGCAACCUCCCGCUCUACAUGAAGACGGAUCCUUUCUUCCGGAAGCAGGCAGAACUGCAUGACCCAUGCCCUGCGGUCCCGCCCAGGGAGGCCUCCAUCCGCAGCCUGGCACAGCGGGCGUACCACACCCAAGGACGUCAUAUGACUCUGGACCCGUCCAAGCAACAGGCCCUGACGCUAGGCCACUCUGGGUUGGGCAGUCUGGGCGUGAGCUCAGGCACUGCCACCCUGCCCCAGAGGACUCUCACCAUGCCCUGCUCCAACCCUGCAGCCACAGCCUCCACUUCCAGCACCAGCAGCAACCCCACUGGCUCCAGCACAAAGAUGGGGGGCUCCAGAGACUCACUGCUAGAGAAUAGCUCCUCAGCGCUGGGCAGACUGCAGAAGCAAGGGGUUGGGGCCUACUCUAAGUCUUACACACUGGUGUAGCUACUAGCCCCCCUUCUCUCUCUCAAAGACUAAACACUCCUGUCUGGCCCGGCCCCGGCCCACACCCAGCCCCACACCAGUGUUCUACACAUCAGGUCAGCGAGGGCAUGCAGUGCAGUGCAGCAGGUGUCCCCAGCUAACUGCUAGCUAACAUCUAAUUACCCAGUAGCGUGAUUAGUCUUUAUUCAGACUUUAGAUUCUGCCUCCCAGGAAUGACCAGAGACCAUUGUAACCUGCCUGAUUCAUGCUCACCUGGACCUGUAUAAAACAAACUACUAUCUCCUACUAACUAUCACUUCUAGCCUGAUGCCACGCUGCUCAAUAUGUGUGUCUGGUGAUGUACACACACGCACACACACACACACACACACACACACACACACACACACACACACACACACACACACACA
This is a messenger RNA of Oncorhynchus keta (chum salmon), 6802 nucleotides long. RefSeq names its product cell adhesion molecule DSCAML1-like. Gene Ontology annotation, molecular function: cell-cell adhesion mediator activity. Lineage: Eukaryota; Metazoa; Chordata; Actinopteri; Salmoniformes; Salmonidae. The record is from RefSeq and is a predicted model, not a curated record. The coding region runs from base 18 to 6392 and encodes 2124 amino acids. The transcript has 34 exons. Gene Ontology annotation, cellular component: plasma membrane; axon. Gene Ontology annotation, biological process: axon guidance; dendrite self-avoidance; homophilic cell-cell adhesion.